UCACGACACUUUUUUGCACGAAUCGAUUACUGUGAAAGUUUAUCAUGUUGCCACCAGCGACAAAAAAUUCAGAAUUUUUUAUAACAAAACCUGAUUAUUUGAAAUUUGCUAAAAAAUACGACUACAGUUUAUUGUAGUCUAAACUAUGAACUAUGCCUGUCUAUGAAGAACGUCCAUUUUGGCGAACCCGUUACGCGGACUCGAUCACCACGCUUCUAAACCAAAUCCCAGUAUCAUUCCAAAAAGUGAAAGACUUUUGCCAGAAACCAGAAAAUCUGGACUACGUGAAAGGAUUUGUGGAUGCAUAUCGCGCCAAAUACAUAACAGAAUGCAACCGAGGGGAAAAAACAGGCACCCAAACUUUAGAAGACACAGAGGAAGCUCUGAGAGCAACACACACGCUUUCACCUGGAGGACGUAAUGCGAAAAAGACGCAAAACUUGUCAAACGCUAUUGCUUUCAUUUUCCACGAUUCGCUCAUCGUGGAAGACCUCCACCACGAAUUCACUCCAAAGCUGGCCCGAGAAAUAAAUAAAUUAAUAGGAGAGGGGUUGUUCCAAGCUGCUGGUUCGUACCGAAAAAAAGAGGCAAAACCAGCAGGAUAUGACCACUUGUAUGUGACACCGGGUCUAAUUGGAGAAGAAAUGAAUAAAUUGUUUGAAGAAACUGGGAAAAGAUUGUCGGAGGGUAAUUACGAGUGGUUCCAAGUGGCUUCCGAUUUUCUUGCUAGGUUUUUAUUUAUACAUCCGUUUCCUAAUGGUAAUGGGAGAACGGCGAGAGUUUUAGUUUCUGUGUUACUCAUAAAGUACACUCUAGUGCCUGUGUCUUUGUUUAAUGUAACGUCUAGUGACUAUACGCGAGAUCAGUCAAACGAGGUAUAUUUAAAAGUAUUAUACGAAGCGCAAAUCCUCGAUAAUUUCCAUCUUUUGAAUUCGUUAAUUAUUGAGAGUACUUAUUUAAGUUUGGAGUCGUUUUUGAUCCACUUAGAUGUGGAUUGAAAAAUAUUUUUAUUGUGAUAAUUAUUUAUUACGAAGAAAAAAUUUUUAAAUCGCAACCUUGGCUUUUCUUUCUGGUCAAUUUAUAGACACACAUUUCAAGUGAAACUUAUUCAUCAUUUUUGUUCAAUAGAGUGGAAAUAGUGAGUGACGUGUUAGUGAUUUUUUGUGAGGUUGGCAACAUAUUUAAAAUUUUAUGACAGUCGCCAAUAAUUCAGAAUUGCCAACCCAAAAAUCUGCUCCAAUUUAUCAAUAGUCACCCAACGUUCCUUCGUUUUAUCCUUGUUUUUUAACCAAAAGUGGAAUCCAUGAUACUAAACCAAGGUACCACCAGUUACAACAUUUAGUUUACAAAAUUCCUCAUUUGUGUGUUGUGGUUAAAACUCGUAAAUGUUUACAAUAAAGUCCAAUUUAAGAAUGA
Zophobas morio is the source of this 1416-nucleotide messenger RNA. RefSeq lists its product as uncharacterized. The transcript is spliced from 2 exons. The coding region runs from base 153 to 998 and encodes 281 amino acids. The record is from RefSeq and is a predicted model, not a curated record. NCBI's taxonomy places the organism in Eukaryota, Metazoa, Arthropoda, Insecta, Coleoptera, Tenebrionidae.